CAACUGGUGCACAUCCAGUGUGGAUGUGGUUCCAGUAACGGCCUGUAUGCUGCAUCCUGUGGCCGCUGUAACUUGUAUGAGUCCGUCCCCAGACUCAGUGAGAAUAAUUGACAGCAGUGGAUUGACUGCUGCUGUCAGCGCGCGUCCCCUCGGAUCCGCCGUGAAUCUGCAGGCGGGCACCCGGAUGUGGCGAAAAUGUUUGGCGCUCCUGUCAGGGUUUGCGCUCGGAAAACAUUUUAUAUUUCAGGUUAACGGCUCGGCUCCGGCUCGCGCGUUGCGACACCUUUGGAUGUUUUUCUUCCAACGAUGAGUUGGAUUUAAAACGGAUCUUUUCAAUGUGGAUUCGAGGAUGCAAGAAGCAGAUGAACAGUCUGAAGGGGCACAGUAUGCCAGCAACAAAAGGACCACUUCCUCCGCUGACUCGGCUCUCUGGUCAGGAAGCCACACCCGUCUGCACCACCUCCACCACCUCCACCCCCCCGACCCCCUGCAGGCCCCGUCCAGCACCGGCAAGCCCGUUGGCUGCUCUUCUGGCCUCCUCGGGGCCAGCAGUGGCGCUCAGGACCCCGGUGGCACUCAGGACCCCGGUGGCACUAGUUCCGGUGUCAGCCCGGUCCUCGCCUGGCAUGCCGCUAUUAGUGCUGCUCGCCAAGCGCAGGGUGAUGCUGAAAAGCCAGAGGUAACUUCACGGCCCUCAGUUUGCACCACCGGAGCAGCUCCUGUGGGCUCGCUGGCACAGAGGAAGAGGCAACAGUACGCCAAAAGCAAAAAGCAAGGAGGAUCUACCAACAGCAGGCCACCCAGAGCUCUGUUCUGCCUCACCCUCAACAACCCCAUCCGCAGGGCCUGCAUCAGCCUGGUGGAGUGGAAACCAUUUGAUAUCUUUAUACUGCUGUCUAUUUUUGCCAACUGUGUGGCCUUAGCCAUCUACAUCCCAUUCCCAGGAGACGACUCCAACUCUACCAACCAAGAACUGGAAACAGUAGAAUAUGCCUUCCUGAUCAUUUUCACUAUAGAGACAUUUCUGAAGAUUAUUGCCUACGGCCUGGUCAUGCACCAAAACUCCUACGUCAGAAACGGUUGGAACAUGCUGGACUUUGUCAUCGUCAUAGUGGGGUUGUUCAGCGUGGUUCUAGAGAUGAUAACCAAAGACGCUGACUCUGGCGGCCAGUCUGGGGGCAAACCUGGGGGGUUUGAUGUCAAGGCCCUCCGAGCCUUUCGCGUGCUACGACCCCUUCGCCUUGUCUCGGGAGUUCCUAGUUUACAGGUGGUUUUAAAUUCCAUUAUUAAAGCCAUGGUUCCCCUGCUUCACAUCGCUCUGCUGGUCCUCUUCGUCAUUAUCAUCUACGCCAUCAUUGGCCUGGAACUCUUCAUUGGCAAAAUGCACGCCACAUGCUACGUGAGUCAAACAGGUGCCCUCGCAGAAGAAGAGCCCACGCCGUGCGCGGUGUCAGGGCACGGCCGUCACUGCCUGUCCAACGGUACAUAUUGCAGAGAGGGCUGGCAAGGCCCCAACAACGGCAUCACCAACUUUGACAAUUUUUUGUUUGCCAUGCUCACUGUGUUCCAGUGCAUCACCAUGGAGGGCUGGACCGACGUUCUCUACUGGAUGAAUGAUGCAAUGGGCUUUGAGCUGCCGUGGGUCUACUUUGUCAGUCUUGUCAUCUUUGGAUCCUUCUUUGUUCUCAACCUGGUUUUGGGAGUGUUAAGCGGAGAGUUCUCCAAAGAGCGAGAGAAGGCCAAGGCUCGGGGAGAUUUCCAGAAGCUUCGUGAGAAGCAGCAGUUAGAGGAAGACCUGAAAGGCUACCUGGACUGGAUCACCCAGGCCGAGGAUAUCGACCCCGAGAACGAGGAGGAGGGAGACGAGGAGGGCAAGCGUAACCGGGUCACGCUGGCUGACCUCACUGAGAAGAAGAAAGGGAAGUUUGGCUGGUUCACCCAGUCCACAGAGACCCAGGCGAGCAUGCCCAGUGAGACCGAGUCGGCGAACACAGAGAAUCACGAUGGCGAGGAAAAUAAAUCACGAUGCUGCGGGCCGCUAUGUCAAAAAAUUACUAAGUCAAAGUGCAGUCGUCAGUGGCGACGGUGGAACCGUUUCUGCCGCAGAAAGUGUCGCGCAGCUGUGAAAUCGGUGACGUUUUAUUGGCUGGUCAUCAUCUUGGUGUUCCUCAACACCCUCACCAUCGCCUCGGAGCACUACAACCAGCCCAACUGGCUGACAGAAGUUCAGGACGCAGCCAAUAAAGUUCUCCUGGCGAUGUUCACCUUGGAGAUGCUAGUGAAGAUGUACAGUUUGGGGCUGCAAGCGUACUUUGUGUCUCUGUUUAACCGCUUCGACUGUUUCGUGGUGUGUGGAGGCAUCGUGGAGACCAUCCUGGUGGAGCUGGCCAUCAUGUCCCCGCUGGGCAUCUCUGUGUUCCGUUGCGUACGACUCCUUAGGAUCUUCAAAGUUACACGUCAUUGGGCAUCUCUUAGUAACCUGGUGGCAUCUCUGCUCAACUCCAUGAAGUCCAUCGCCUCCCUGUUGCUGCUGCUCUUCCUCUUCAUCAUUAUUUUCUCCCUGCUCGGCAUGCAGCUUUUCGGGGGCAAGUUCAACUUUGAUGAGACUGUGACCAAAAGGAGCACGUUUGAUAACUUUCCACAGGCGCUGCUCACUGUGUUUCAGAUCUUGACAGGAGAAGACUGGAACACGGUGAUGUACGACGGCAUCAUGGCGUACGGCGGUCCGGCCUCCUCUGGAAUGGUGGUCUGCAUUUACUUCAUCAUCCUCUUCAUCUGUGGAAACUACAUCCUGCUGAACGUCUUCUUGGCCAUCGCUGUCGACAACCUGGCCGACGCAGAGAGCCUCAACACGGCGCAGAAGGAGGAAGAGGAGGCCAAGAAGAGGAAGAACAGUGCCAAGGAUCUGUGCACAGAUAAAAAGAGAGUUGAAAUAAUAGACAUCCGUGAUGGAGAAACCAAGGUGCCAGCAGAGGUCCUGCUGGAGGAUGACAAGGAGUCGUAUCCAAACAUCGACCCUCCAGCAUGUGAUGAAGAAGAAGAGAACGACCACCUGCCAGAAGUCCCGUUGGGGCCCCGCCCCCAGAGGCUGUCUGAACUCACCAUCAAAGAGAAGACCCCGCCCAUCCCAGCGGGCAGCGCCUUCUUCAUCUUCAGCAGCACCAACCCGUUUCGUGUAUUCUGCCACAAGCUGAUCAACCAUCAGAUCUUCACCAACCUCAUCCUGGUCUUCAUCAUGCUCAGCUCCGUCUCUCUGGCUGCUGAAGACCCGAUACGCAACUUCUCUGCUCGCAAUAUCAUCCUAGGCUAUGCAGACUAUGUCUUCACUAGUAUGUUUACAUUUGAGAUCCUAAUUAAGAUGACAGCGUUUGGAGCGUUCCUUCAUAAAGGCGCGUUCUGUAGAAACUACUUCAACCUUUUAGACCUGCUAGUCGUCGGUGUGUCUCUGGUCUCCUUCGGCAUUCAAUCCUCUGCUAUCUCUGUGGUGAAGAUUCUCCGUGUUUUGAGAGUCCUCCGUCCGCUCAGAGCCAUCAACAGAGCCAAGGGACUAAAGCAUGUAGUCCAGUGUGUGUUUGUGGCCAUCAGGACCAUCGGCAACAUCAUGAUCGUCACCACGCUGCUGCAGUUCAUGUUCGCAUGUAUCGGAGUGCAGCUCUUCAAGGGGAAAUUUUAUCGCUGCACAGAUGAUGCGAAGUCCAGCCCAGAGGACUGCAAAGGUACCUACAUUCUCUACAACAAUGGGGACACGGCGAUGCCCAUGGUGAAGGAGAGGAUCUGGUACAACAGUGACUUCAACUUUGAUAACGUCCUCAUGGCCAUGAUGGCUCUCUUUACUGUCUCCACAUUCGAGGGAUGGCCCACGCUACUCUACAAGGCCAUCGACUCCAACAGAGAGAACAUGGGUCCCAUCUACAACUACCGCAUCGAGAUCUCCAUCUUCUUCAUUAUCUACAUCAUCAUCAUCGCCUUUUUCAUGAUGAACAUCUUUGUCGGUUUCGUGAUCGUUACCUUUCAGGAGCAGGGGGAGAAGGAGUACAAGAACUGUGAGCUGGACAAGAACCAGCGUCAGUGUGUGGAAUAUGCCCUCAAAGCUCGUCCUCUGCGCCGAUACAUCCCCAAAAACCCCUACCAGUACAAGUUCUGGUAUGUGGUCAACUCUACUGGCUUUGAAUACGUCAUGUUCGUCCUGAUCAUCCUCAACACUCUGUGUCUGGCCAUCCAGCACCAUGGCCAGUCUCAUCUGUUUAACUACGCCAUGGACAUCCUCAACAUGGUUUUCACCGGAGUUUUCACUGUGGAGAUGAUCCUCAAGCUCAUCGCCUUCAAACCCAGAAACUAUUUUGCUGAUGCAUGGAACACGUUUGAUGCCUUAAUUGUUGUGGGUAGCGUGGUUGACAUUGCCAUCACUGAGAUCAAUUCGACAGCCAUUCCUGUCGUCAAGGUGAUAGUGGAGCCAGGGAACACGGAGGACAGCGCUCGCAUCUCCAUCACCUUCUUCCGCCUGUUCAGAGUGAUGCGAUUGGUCAAACUUCUGAGCAGGGGGGAGGGCAUCAGGACUCUGCUGUGGACCUUCAUCAAGUCAUUUCAGGCUCUUCCCUAUGUCGCACUCCUGAUAGCCAUGCUGUUCUUCAUCUAUGCUGUAAUUGGAAUGCAGGUGUUUGGGAAAAUAGCCAUGGUGGAUGGAACACAAAUUAACCGCAACAACAACUUUCAGACUUUUCCUCAAGCUGUCCUGAUGCUCUUUAGGUGUGCCACAGGUGAGGCUUGGCAGGAGAUCAUGCUGGCCUGUCUGCCAGGGAAGCUGUGUGAUUCAGAGUCGGACUACAACCCCGGAGAGGAGAGAACCUGUGGCAGCGGCUUCGCCAUCAUCUACUUCAUCAGCUUCUACAUGCUCUGUGCUUUCCUGAUCAUCAACCUGUUUGUUGCUGUCAUCAUGGACAACUUUGACUAUCUGACCCGUGAUUGGUCCAUUCUUGGACCGCAUCACCUGGAUGAGUUUAAAAGAAUCUGGUCUGAAUAUGACCCUGAAGCCAAGGGCAGGAUAAAGCACCUUGAUGUGGUGACCCUGCUGAGGAGGAUCCAGCCUCCGCUGGGCUUCGGCAAGCUCUGUCCUCACAGAGUGGCCUGUAAGCGUCUGGUAGCGAUGAACAUGCCCCUGAACAGUGAUGGGACAGUCAUGUUCAAUGCCACCUUGUUUGCUCUGGUCCGCACUGCUCUCAAGAUUAAGACUGAGGGUAACCUGGAGCAAGCCAAUGAGGAGCUCAGAGCUGUAAUUAAAAAGAUCUGGAAGAGGACCAGCAUGAAGCUGCUGGACCAAGUGGUGCCCCCUGCAGGCGAUGACGAGGUAACAGUGGGGAAGUUCUAUGCCACAUUCCUGAUACAGGACUACUUCAGGAAGUUCAAGAGGCGCAAAGAGCAAGGUCUUGUAGGAAAGCGCUCAUGGGAGAAGCUGAACACAACCAUGGCUCUACAGGCCGGCCUGCGCACGCUGCAUGACAUUGGACCGGAGAUCCGUCGAGCUAUAUCAUGUGACCUGCAAGAGGCAGAGCUAGUAGAUGCUAAUGGAGAGGAGGAAGAGGAAAUCUACAGGCGAAACGGCGGUCUUUUUGGAAACCAUGUGAACCAUGUCAGUGCUGAUCAGCAAGGCUACUCUCACCCGACCACUGUCACCCAGCGGCCCCUACAGAUCCUGCCCUUUUCCUGUAGUGCCUCAACCGAACCCACCCAAACAGGCAGGAGAGCCAGCGACAUGGACAGAAGAGGGGAGACAGAGAUUAACUCUUCACCCAUCCAGUAUAACCAUCAUUAUCACACCCCUCAUUCAUAUAAUCAUGCUCACUGUAUUUCCACUUGCCAUCAAUCGCCAAUACCCUCCAAUGCCAACCUCAACAAUGCCAACGUGCCCUCACUUCUCUCCAUGGCCAAUGGGAGGCAGCAGAAGUGUUUGUUAAGGCGAGAUCGUCCGUCCUCCACCAAAAAUGGAUCAUCAGUGUCCACAUACAGCAAAGAAGUACAGGACAAGCUUUGGAAGUCGCACUCCGCAAGGACACGCUACUAUGAGACCUACAUUAGGUCAGAGAGUGGUGGUGGGCUGUACCCCACCAUUCGCCGAGAGGAUCCAGGGGGCGGGGACAGCGAUGACGAGCGAGGCUCGGGAGAGUACUUCAGCGGGGAGGAGUUUCAUGAAGACGACAUCAUGCUCACAAAGGACAGGUUGUGCAACAAGGAGCAGGUUGAUGCUGAGGGGGACUUUGACCUCCAAGUUUCCAGGGGCGACCAGCAGCAGGAUGGUUGCUAUGACGAUGACCAACAGCCGAUCUACCAAGAUGGCAGGCGGUCACCGCGGAGAUGGCUUUUACCCUCACCUCAAGCCUCCAACAGACCAACAUUUAGUUUUGAGUGUCUUCGCAGAAGAAGUAGUCAGGAUGAUGCUCCUCCCUCUCCAUCCUGCACAGCUCUUCCACUGCACCUGGUGCAGCAACAGGUAAUGGCGGUGGCCGGUCUCGAUGCCAGCCGAAUUCCUCGCCUGUCUCCUACACGGUCACUGCGCUCCUGGGUUACGCCUCCCGCCUCACCCAUCAGCCGUGACUGCUCGCCCUGCUACACACCACUCAUACAGGUGGACUGGCGCAGUCCCGGCAGCGUCAGCAGCAUCCCUGGAGCGGUGAAGAGGAGUUUGUGGUACACAGAUAGCCAGGACGGUCCUCCCAGCCGCAGCCACUCUCCGUCACGUCUGCAGUUACCUGCAGAGAGCUGCUCACACUGCCUGCAGAAGAGAGGCAGCGCCAACAGUGUGGUAGAGGCUGUGUUGAUCUCUGAGGGUCUGGGCAAAUACGCCAGGGACCCCAAGUUUGUUACAGCAACCAAAAACGAGAUUGCAGACGCCUGCGAGAUGACCAUCGAUGAGAUGGAGAGCGCCGCCAGUAACCUGCUGAACGGCAGUAUGGGUAACGGCAACAAUGAGGGAACGGAAAGCGCUGGCUCGGACACACACGCCACCGCGCAUCUAAGAGACUGCAGUAUCCGUGAUUACAGUGACGAGGAGCCGUACGUGGUUCUGAAAUGCGAGGAGGACCUAACGGACGAGAUGAUAUGCAUCACGUCGCUAUAGCAGCGGCUCACACAGGAUUAUUUAGGUUUUUUCAAUUGAAUUUCUACAACUAUUCCACAGUGGGGGGACGUCUCAGUUCAGAAGCGUCCUGUAGUAGACAGAAAUAUAAAAAUGGAUGGAUAAGAGAACAAAGUGCCUUGUUUUCUCUUUCUGUGAAGUGGAGAAUGGAAAUGGAAACAGAUGGCUAUACGGAAAAGCUGAGAAAAAGAUAUUGAAAUCAGAUGGAAUCAUCUACUUGCCAGCCUGCCUGCCUCUAAGCAGGAAUUCAGGAUACUCUUUAGGGUGUGUUUUUGAUUUGUUUAAUUCAUACAACAGGUUAACCUGCCAGCCUCACAAAGCCAGCCUAGAGCUUGCCAAGUUAGUUUCACAACAACACCCACUGAGGGUCGAGUUUGUUAAAAUACUGGCUGUUGCAUCACAGUAUGGAUGAUGUGCAAUCUGUACUUUUCCAUUUAUUUUUUAUUUAUUUGUACGGCAGCACAUGGAUUUUAAAUGAAACAGCAUCUCGUAAGGCUUUAAUUUGCAUCCACAUUGAGUGAACAAUAUCAGCACUGUGGGCCUUGUCAUUGUUGUGCUACACUGUCCCAGAUUUGUGUAACUUUGUAUAAACAAGGGCAUAAAUUGUACACUGUUCACUCAAUAAGAAGAGCCAAUAGAACAGAAAAUAUACUCCCAAUUUAAGCACACUCAGAAAGUGAAGCUGGCUUUGCAAAGCUCCAUUUGUCCCGCUGCAACAUGUCUUUGGCUCUCCAAUGACUCCCCUGUAUUCAGAGUUUCAUGUCAUGUAUAUAUAAUGUGUGAUUUUCACCUUUAAAUGGUCAUGGUAACAGACACUGGUUAUUUACAUUACAUUUUGGCCUCCAUGACUUCAAUAUUACAAAAACAUAUAAAUUAUUUUUUCUUUUGUUGAUUUAUUUCAGCUAAUCUCAGCACAGAGUGACGAUCAGGCUGAUCUGGGUUCAGGGUGUUCGGGUUAAACGUUGCUCGUCUCCAUACUUGACUUGAAAAGGAAAUCACAUAUCACUAAAAAAAAAAAAGACUUUGUCCUCAGGCAUAUCCUUCUGUUCCAUGUGCACGCAGAUUUGACACACACAAGCAAACCUUGGAAUGUGUUUCCUCUGUCUCAUCAUCCUUCCCUUUUUUGCAACAACAGACAAUAAAUUACACUUAUUUUACUCAACUCCAUUACUUUAACCAGAGUGAAAACAAAGAAAGAUUUCGGGGUGAUAGUACAAUAUCACACUUUGUUUUCAAAGCCCCUUUAAAACUGUGAGGAGAGACCAUUUCAUUGUUACAAGCUUGGAAGAAUAUGCAAGAACAAAAAGUCAUGAACAUACAACAAACCGCUUGUUUACCGUGAGAAAAAGAUUACAAAACAUCUGUAGACACAUGUAGGGUAAUUGGUAUGUUAAACCGCUGCAGGCGACUUUAAUUAGGAAUUUCCAUGUACGUAAUUCAAUAUCACCAACUACGAUUAUUGGUUUUGGUUUCACCAGUUGAGCAGCCAUUAAAGCUGAAUCAUUCUUCCUGCAGCUGUGUGCUCAUUUUCAUGAUGAGUCAAAUUAAGGUGAAAGAUCUACUACAAAAUAAUGUGAACGUACUACUCCCUGUGAAACUUCACCUGCAUGUAAACAUACAGUCAUGGAAAAAAUUAUUAGACCACCCUUUUGCUUCAAUUUCUUGUUCAUUUUAAUGCCUUGUACAACUAAAGGUACAUUUGUUUGGACAAAUAUAACAAUAACAACAAAAUUAGCUCAUAAGAGUUUAAUUUAAGAUCUGACAUCUAGCCAUUUUCCAAGGUUUUCAUAAUAACCAAAAUCAUUAUCCGACUGUAGGUUUUUAUGAUCUGCAUGUCAGAAAUACUAACUAAAUUGUAUUUUAAAACUGAAUAGAAACAGACAAUCUUCACGCUGAUUUGCUUAUGUAGGAGGCAUCAGUAUUACGUUGAGGCCAUUUCAUGAUCAGUUAAAAACUCAUGAUCAGCAUUUUAGCGCCCUGUGGUAUCUCCUCUCAAACUCACUGAGGAUUUUGAAUGGGUUUGUGGUUAAAUGUCUGAAAUAAGGUCUGUGG
Centropristis striata (black sea bass) is the source of this 9181-nucleotide messenger RNA. It is a transcript of the gene cacna1db, whose product is annotated as calcium channel, voltage-dependent, L type, alpha 1D subunit, b. The record is from RefSeq and is a predicted model, not a curated record. The coding region runs from base 350 to 7111 and encodes 2253 amino acids. Lineage: Eukaryota; Metazoa; Chordata; Actinopteri; Perciformes; Serranidae. The transcript is spliced from 50 exons. Gene Ontology annotation, cellular component: voltage-gated calcium channel complex; membrane. Gene Ontology annotation, molecular function: high voltage-gated calcium channel activity. Gene Ontology annotation, biological process: calcium ion import across plasma membrane.